CCUGAUCCAUUCUUCGUAAAAGCACCGUUUAACCCAGAGGGGUUCUCUUCUGGGGACAAUAUGAAAAUGAUGCCAAAAUUAAAAACAUACUCGGGACAGUGGGAAGAGAUAUUAAGAGAGCGUGAGCAACGAUAUGCUCAUGGAAUUGACGAAGAGCAGCUUCUCGCACUACAAGAACGUACUCCACCACAUGGGAACUUGUCAGCUGCUGGAAUUAUGAGAGUACAACGAGACGCUGCUGCUAAGCGUGGAGUUCCGAUGCGGCCGGAUUAUGGUGUUCUGAAACAACGUCUGAGGGAAAUCUACCCCGUCUACGAAACGCAUUGACCGACGAUUUCUUCCAAAUCCAUUUGCAACACCGCCACGGAUGCC
Molecule: messenger RNA, 372 nt
Organism: Caenorhabditis elegans
Lineage: Eukaryota; Metazoa; Nematoda; Chromadorea; Rhabditida; Rhabditidae
Gene: Y40A1A.3
Product: DUF5678 domain-containing protein
Exons: 2
Coding region: 61-327 (88 amino acids)
Source: RefSeq, marked reviewed